AUGCCCAAAUCGCCUCCGCUUCCACCAAUUUCACAGCUGGUACGGCUCACAACCUCACAGCCUUUGAAACGCUUACUCGCCACAGCACUCCUGCUCUCCUGCCUACAAACGCUGCACAUCAACUGCCAUUCGGAUGCUCUUCUACUCAAAUGUCCGCUUUAUCAAAUGCAUCUGCAGAAAAUUGUUGGCUUCCGGCCGCCACUUGAAUACCUAACCACACAAAACCUCAUCUACUCGCCGGCAUACAAUUUUAAAGAUCGCAAUCGCCAUCGGCGCGAAAGCUAUAGCAUAGUGGGCGCGCCAGAAGGUGAACGGCAGGAACUGGCAAUUGCCAGCGACACAGCGAGCGCCAUUUGUUGGCGGAUGUGUAGUGAGGAUAGCGACUGUAUUGCCUACGUCCAUCUGCUGGACUCAAACGAAUGCUAUGGUUAUUCGUAUUUCGAACGGACGACCCGCUAUCAGGCAAUAGCCGAUGAAUUGCCAUUGGUUGCGGAUGCUGAGGCGGUUUUCUAUGAAAAGACCUGUUUGAAAGUACCUGAAGUGUGCAAACAACGCAAAUGGACGCUUACAAAAAUUCCCGGUACGAGCUUGGUGUUUCAGGGAAAGAAAACAAUAGCGACGCUAGUUACGCGACGCGAAUGCGCCGAACGAUGUCUAUUCGAAAUCGAAUUCAAAUGUCUGUCCGCAUCAUUUGCGCCAUCAUACCGUAACAAUCGUGAAAGAUUCAGUCAACAUGUGCCACAAGCAGAGCAGCAACAACAUCAACAACAUCAGUCACAACCCAACACAUUGGGACGUUGUAUACUCAGUGAUAAAGAUAAAAUGAUACAACCCGAUGCAUUCCGGGCUGCACCCUAUGACGAAGAAUACAUGGAAAAUCAAUGUUACGAGCGACCGAUCGAGAACGAUAGCUGUUCAUACGAAUUGUAUGCGAACAGUAGCUUCAUUUAUGCGGAAGCAAAAUAUUUGGGUCUAACCCAAAAGGAGUGUCAAUCAUUGUGCUCACAUGAAACGAAAUUCUAUUGCCAAGGCGUGUCAUUCUAUUUUGAGCGCGAUCUGACCAAUUCGGAAUGUCUACUACACUCGGAGGAUAUUAUAUCGAUGGGACCUCGCAGUCUGAAACUAAGAGAGAAGUCUGUCUAUAUGCGGCGUGUCAAGUGUUUAGAUGUACAGGUGCUGUGCACACAAGACGAAAUGGCCAUCAAAUAUACGCCGNAAAAUAAUCGAAACGUGCAAACACAGGGUGAUCGUCUCAUCAAAGUCGGUUGCAUAAUGAGCAAUUCGACGAUGCGCAAGGAUGGGCACACUGAUGGACGCAAUGAUGAGGAUGGUGUGGAGGGUGAAGAUAUACCGAAUGCUAUUGCAUUGGAGUCUUCAUUAGAGUUCGCACAGCAGUAAGUCGCAUCAAAUAUUUGGCUUUAAACAAAAGAUUUUGUGUUUAAAAAAAUGAACUUAAUACUAGUUUUUUAUUAAACCCCCUUCUGACAAUUAA
Rhagoletis zephyria (snowberry fruit fly) is the source of this 1492-nucleotide messenger RNA. RefSeq lists its product as uncharacterized. The record is from RefSeq and is a predicted model, not a curated record. Gene Ontology annotation, biological process: anatomical structure morphogenesis. Lineage: Eukaryota; Metazoa; Arthropoda; Insecta; Diptera; Tephritidae.